UAUAAAUGCACUUGCAUAACUUCAGAUUCAAGCCAUUCAAACCUUCCUGUGCUGGGCUACCUAGAUAUAACUACAACAGUUAAAAGAGAUAAAAUUGCUUUUCAAACAAUUGGCAGGAGGUUUCAUUCCUGUGUUUCCAAAGGAGAGGGGGAAAAAAAGAAAGCAUGAUGGCUGUUCCAGGGCUCAUUGUGAUGAUCUGGUGCAUCAUGUCAUUUUCUUCAGUGCAGGCUGUCCUCCAAUGUACAGACUUAAACGACACACCCUCGCACAUUACAAACAUGAGGGUGAAUCUGAGAAAACUAGAGAUGACCUGGGAGAGCAGUCUCAAUGUUACCCUAUUCUCAUGUACUCUGAAAAAGGACGAGGAUUUUCUCAUUCUUGAUGUCAAUAAUACAAGCUGCAGGUUUGAAAAUUCAGUAGUUCUACCCCUACAUAAAGGACUACUGUUUAUAGUUGCAGCAGUCUACAACAAUAAUACAUAUUCAAGACAAUGCAGGUUUAUUCCUCAAGGCAUGAAUGGAACAUCUGUGGAAAAUUUCUCCUGCAUGAUUUACAACCUUUCCUUCAUGAAUUGCACUUGGAAUGCUGGGAGAAAUGCUCCAAAAGAUACCCAAUAUUUUCUUUAUCAGCAGUUCUCAAAGUCAAAAGAUGAGAUAGAAUGUCAGCAUUACAUAAAAGAUGCUCAUGGAAGACAUACUGGAUGUAUAUUUCAACAAGUUGACAAACAUAGUGAGGUUUAUUUCCUGGUGAAUGGGUCCAGUACAGAAUCAGAGAUUCAGUUUUAUGAUGAGUAUGUCGAGCCGUAUAAAACUGAAAUUCUCCCCCCUCCACUUAAUAUCACUGUAAAAUGUGUUGAAGAUCCACCACGUUGUAUAGUGCAAUGGAAAGAGCCCUUCAAGCAUAACAGCUGUCUUGAAUAUGAAAUUAACAUACAAAGUAAAGGAAAUGAGGUUGAUCCAAACAAAGGAAGCAAAGAUCCUCCCAUAAUUGUAGACCAGGAAACCUACACAUUUGAAAACUUCAAUGUGAAGAAAAAAUACCUCCUGCAAAUCAGAGCCCAUUCAAAUGCGUGUCUCUUAAGCGAAAAAUGGGGGGAGUGGAGCAAACCAGUUGAGUUUGGUUCCGAAGAAUAUAUGUCCAGUCUUACAAUAACAUUAAUCUUUAUAGCACUUGGAACAAUCCUAGUGGUAUUGUUUGUCUGUUUUCUCUGCAAAAGGUACUGUAAUUUGAAGAAAAUAUUUUCUCCAGUACCACAACCAAGAAAUAAAUUUAACAUUCUUUUACUUGAUGAACAACCUAUGCAGAAAGACUAUGUGGAUACAGAAAUCAAAUAUGAAAGUGAAGAAAUAGAAAUAAUUGCUGUCGAAGAAAUGGCAUUGCCUCCCAAAGAAAAAUGAAGCAUUUGGAUUCCCUAAUUCAAACACUAGCAUAAACUUUUGGCAAGUCUAGGAUAUUUUGUAUGACUUUUCACACAUUCUCCUUAGUUUUCACAUGGAUGGUAGCACUGAGUACUGUACUGAUUUAGCUUGUCUGUCACUUUCAUUGAAUAUAGGUUGCUUUUAGCGGUGUCAAAUUUUAACUUUUUCAGCUAAAAUUUUCUGUUUGGGAUUUCUACCUCAAUGUGAAUAUCCCCUCUACAUUUCAAUGACAAAUUUUCAGUAAUUUAUUGGUAUGUCUUUAGGGGAAAAGAUAUGUUGUUCUGCCUACUUAAAAAAGAAUCCUGUGGAAAUAUCAGAAUCAGGAACCUAAAUUCCACCUACAACCUGCUUUAGGGCAUGGAAGUCCUUUAUUGAACCUUGUCCUAAGUGACUGUUAUGGAACUAGCUGUAUGUCCUUCCACCAGAGAGAGUCUCUCUGCGUGCACCCAUUCAGGAGUCAGGCCUUGUGCUUUUACCUCCUAGACCAGGAUCUGGCUACCAUUUUCUGGCUAUCAACCAUUUUUAGUUGUGGCCCUUUUUUAAUAACUUCAGAAAAAUUAUAUUAAAAAAGGUUGACUUUGAAGCCUUUCUUUGAAUAACUCUAGAGACGAGGAAUGCCAGAAUAAAAGUUCCCGAUUUACCUUUAACUUGCCUUCCAUGUGUGCCUUUUUCCACUCCUAGUCUGGAUGCUGCUCAAUGAAUGGGUAGCUCUUCAGUAUUUUAUUUAAGCCUCAUUAUUCCACAUGUCCUUAUAGCUUUGUGCCUUCCAAGCAUUAAUGAACUCAUCUGCACAAAAGCUCUUGAGAAGCAGGCAUAGAGUAAUCUCAUUUCUUUUACAGAUGAGAAAUUGAAAGAAAUGAAAGCGGAGCAGCUAAAAUUGUCGACUACCUGCAGCUUGAGUGCCUAGGUCAAUGGUCUUCAACUUUUUUGAGAUUCAAGGCACCCCUCAGAAAAUGGCCACUCUUAGCUGUCACUCAUUUUUGUUGCAAAAAAUUCAGACAGAACACAAAAGAGGUCAGCAUGUUUUUAAGACUGUGAAUUCCUAUUUGAAAUCUGUUUAUCUUGUGAAUUAGGUUUGCACACCUAAAAGUGCUUACAUUGCGUGGCACCUUGCAGCACACCUAGAAGGAUCUCAGGACACCCUAGGGGGCCAUCACACUAUGGUUGAGAAUCACUGGCCUAGCUUGAGAUAUCUAGGGUCCAGUUGUACUACAUACAUCUGCACUCCCUUUGUGCAAUUAAAACUGGGUUAGCACAUACAUGGUUCGUAUAAAAAAAAGUGGCUCAAUAGGUACAGAUGGAAUGUUCACGAUUAAAAUUUAAAAAAUAAAUGAAAGGGAGAAAGAUGGUAUUUAUAUACGUUUAAAGGCUAGCUUUAAAAAUUGCCUGAUAUCUUAAUUUUAAAGAAUAUUUUGUCUUUUAUACCUUUUCAGGUAUUUCAUAUGGUUCAAAAUAUAAAUCAUAUCCCUUUUAUGGCCUUUAGCCUACCUCUUAUAUGUUCCAUUAUAAAAAUAAUGCUGGGGUUUGUUUUCCACUCUUUUUACUCAUUUUUAGUGUGAAUGUCUGGACAUCUUGGGCAUCUAUACAUAUGCUUUGGAGUGGAGGUGGGGGGAGUGCUUCAAAAUGGCUACGGGGCAAUUUAACUAAAGCUUGUUUGAUGAGCUUUACUUAAAGCACC
Molecule: messenger RNA, 3096 nt
Organism: Alligator sinensis (Chinese alligator)
Lineage: Eukaryota; Metazoa; Chordata; Crocodylia; Alligatoridae
Product: granulocyte-macrophage colony-stimulating factor receptor subunit alpha-like
Exons: 12
Coding region: 165-1397 (410 amino acids)
Biological process (GO): cytokine-mediated signaling pathway; immunoglobulin mediated immune response
Cellular component (GO): membrane; external side of plasma membrane
Molecular function (GO): cytokine receptor activity; protein binding
Source: RefSeq, a predicted model, not a curated record